CCACACAGCAGAGUUCCUGUGAGCUGCCAGGAGCUGGCUUAUGAGCCGCGUCUCCUGACCAAGACACUGGCCUGCAAUGUCAGCUCUCCCAUCUUCAAGGCAGGCCUGCAGGUCAGCCUCCAGGUGAUGUUUAACACACUGCUCAACAGCUCCUGGGGAGAUUUUGUUGAGCUGAAUGGCACUGUGCACUGUGAAAAUGAGGACUCAAGCCUCCUGGAGGACAACUCAGCCACCAUGCGAAUCCCCAUCCUCUACCCAGUCAACAUCCUCAUUGAGGACCAGGAGAACUCCACACUGUACACCAGUUUCACCCCUAAAGGUCCCAAGACCCAGCAAGUCCAGCAUAUCUACCAGGUGAGGAUUCAGCCUUCUGCCUAUGACCACAACAUGCCCACACUGGAGGCCUUGGUUGGGGUGCCACAGCCUCACAGUGAGAGCACCAUCACACACACAUGGAAUGUACAGAUGGAUCCUCCUGUCACUUGCCACACUGAGGACCUGAAGAGGCCAUCUAGUGAAGAUGAGCCUUGUCUACCUGGAAUUCUGUUCCGCUGCCCAAUUGUCUUCCGGCGGGAGAUCCUCAUCCAAGUGACCGGGACAGUGGAACUCGCAAAGGAAAUUAAGGCCUCCUCCACGCUCAGCCUCUGCAGCUCACUCUCCAUCUCCUUCAACAGCAGCAAGCAUUUCCACUUGUAUGGCAGCAAAGCCUCCAUGGCCCAGGUCCUCAUGAAGGUUGAUGUGGUCUACGAGAAGGAGAUGCUGCACCUGUAUGUGCUCAGCGGCAUUGGGGGGCUGGUGCUACUGUUGUUGAUUUUCCUAGCACUUUACAAGGUUGGCUUCUUCAAACGGAACCUGAAGGAGAAGAUGGAGGCUGAUGGAGGUGUCUUGAAUGGAAACCCUAGUGAAGUCACCGACCCUCCGGCAGUAUCUGGAGAAGAGACCAAAGAUCCCGGCUGCUUAGAGCCCCUCCAUGAGGGUGACAAGGACUGA
Messenger RNA from Cricetulus griseus (Chinese hamster), 990 nucleotides. NCBI's taxonomy places the organism in Eukaryota, Metazoa, Chordata, Mammalia, Rodentia, Cricetidae. The record is from RefSeq and is a predicted model, not a curated record.